Molecule: messenger RNA, 750 nt
Organism: Musca vetustissima
Lineage: Eukaryota; Metazoa; Arthropoda; Insecta; Diptera; Muscidae
Product: seminase-like
Exons: 1
Coding region: 1-750 (249 amino acids)
Biological process (GO): proteolysis
Molecular function (GO): serine-type endopeptidase activity
Source: RefSeq, a predicted model, not a curated record
AUGUUAACACAAAUAUUAGAAAUAUUUUCAAUUUUGCUGUUGGUCAUUGUGGCAACAGUGUUCGCACAAUCCCGCAUAUUGGGUGGUGAGGAAAUAACCGUUGAUAAGGCCCCAUAUAUUGUACAACUGCGUCAUAGCAAAGAUGGUUUCUUUUGUGGUGGAGCAUUGAUAACAUCCCGACAUGUGGUCACUGCAGCCCACUGCCUAGAGGGAUAUGCCUUGGCAGAUAUAACAGUGGUUGCUGGAGCCACAUCUCUCACAGAUGAAGGUGUGCAAAGCCAAGUUGAAGAUGGUUUCAUGCCAGCCGAAUAUGAUGUCGAUACCAUUGAUAUGGAUGUGGCCGUUCUCAAACUGACUUCCGAACUCAGGGGAAGAGCGAUUAGACCAAUAGCCCUCUGUAGCGAACCAUUAGAACCUGGUAAUCUUUUACAAAUUUCCGGAUGGGGUCGUGUUACAGAACAAGGUGAAAUAUCAAAGAAUUUACGCACUGUACGUGUACCGUUGUUGCCUCGUGCAGAAUGUGUACUGCGUUAUAAACGCCUUGGGGAAAAUCUCACCAAUUCAAUGAUGUGUGCCUAUGACGACAAUAAGGAUGCUUGUACUUCAGAUUCUGGUGGACCGGCCGUUUUUGCAGGAGAACUAUGUGGUAUUGUGUCGUGGAGUUUAGGUUGUGGUCAUCGUCAGGCUCCAGGAAUUUAUACAGAUAUUAAUGAGGUUAAAUGGUUUAUUGAACAGGUUAUUGAAUCUUAA